AUGAAUUACAACCACGACUACAUGGCCCAGACGCGUGCUGACCACGCCAACGGGCAAGCCCAGCUCAACAGGGCACCAGCGUAUCAGCAGCAACAGCAUCCCCAGCUACAGCACCAGCAGAUCCCCAAUUUGGCGUUUCGUAACCAGCAGCACCAAGAGUAUCACGAAGAUUCGUUCAUGGACGAGGACACGUCGGGUUUUGUUGAAAAUCUGCCUUCUCAGGAAGCUCAAGUACCGGGGACUAAUAGAUACACUCAGUUUUACCAGCAGCCGGUGCUUCAGAAUCACUAUCAGCAACAGCAACAACAGCAACAACAGCAACAGUACGAGCAAAACGUUCAGGUUUCUCCAACCUUCUCGAAUGGCCACUUCGACAACUACCCAGGAGACAACAAUAGACACCUCCAUCUGGUGGACUCUGGGUCGCUGGACGUGUUUAGGCCGCCUCAGGGUAUUACUACCUUGAACAAUAUCUCCAACACGAACUUGCUGGAGGUGAGCAACUCAAACAACUCAGUGACAAACUCGUUGAAUGAUCCAUUGACGUAUUCCCACAAUAACGUCUCUGUGGGCAACUUGGCUUCGUCGUCACCUCCAAAGCAGCACUCACCCAUCCAACCUCAUGUUCAGCUCCAAAUGCAGCAACCGCCACAUCCAACAAUUCCGCUGUUGCAAUCUGGGUUGAAGCAGCCAAACCCUCAGUAUAGAAAUAGUGACACUCCACGAACUCCCCCAUCGCAGGUGGCUAAUCUGCCCGGGAAGUCUGGGGAGGUUCGUGACAGGAGAAAUAACUACGUAUACUUCAACAGAAACCCAGAUCUCAUGAGCAAAGUGACUCAAGAUAAAGCCGCUGCCAUGAAGCUCAGGCUCGAGAAUUACUACCAAAUGUCUGUGAGCCACGCCAUUGAGAGAAAUCAGCGUAGAUUGGACUUAGAAAACAAGUUGAUGGCUGAAGAGGCUGGACUGAGUGAAGAAAGAAAAAAUAGGCAGUUGCAAAACUUGGGGAAGAAAGAGUCUCAGUUCUUGCGUCUUAGAAGGACAAAAUUAUCUUUGGAUGACUUUAUUACGGUCAAAGUGAUUGGUAAAGGUGCCUUUGGUGAGGUCAGAUUGGUGCAGAAAAAAGACACAGGUAAGAUCUACGCCAUGAAGACCCUUUUGAAAUCUGAAAUGUACAAGAAAGAUCAAUUGGCGCACGUCAAGGCGGAAAGAGACGUUUUGGCUGGCAGUGAUUCUCCUUGGGUGGUCUCUUUAUACUACUCAUUCCAAGAUCACGUCAAUCUCUACUUGAUUAUGGAAUUUCUUCCCGGAGGCGAUCUUAUGACGAUGUUGAUUCGUUGGCAAAUCUUUACGGAAGACAUUACGCGAUUCUAUAUGGCAGAGUGUGUUUUGGCGAUCGAGGCCAUUCACAAGUUGGGUUUCAUACAUAGAGACGUGAAGCCAGACAAUAUCUUGAUCGAUAAGAGAGGACAUGUGAAGCUCUCUGACUUUGGAUUAUCGACAGGGUUCCAUAAGACACACGACUCCAAGUACUACAAAAAACUUCUAGAGAAGGAGGACAACAAGGUACAGAACUCCAUGUUGCAAGUUCCCGGGAAGGGCCAAGCACAGCGUAAUUCGAUGAUGGUCGAUGCCAUUCAUUUGACCAUGAGCAACAGACAGCAAAUGCAGACGUGGAGAAAAUCCAGAAGACUCAUGGCGUAUUCAACAGUGGGCACGCCCGACUACAUUGCUCCCGAGAUCUUUAUUCACCAAGGUUACGGUCAGGAAUGUGACUGGUGGUCGCUUGGGGCCAUCAUGUUUGAGUGUCUCAUUGGAUGGCCCCCUUUCUGUUCUGAGACACCCCACGAGACGUACAGGAAGAUCAUCAAUUGGCAGGAAACGUUAGUGAUUCCCGAGGACAUUCAUUUGCUGCCGGAAGCCGAGGACUUAAUCCGGAGGCUCUUAACCAGUAGUGACAGGAGACUUGGCAGGCACGGUGGGGCCGAUGAAAUCAAGCAGCAUCCGUUCUUCCGCGGUGUCGACUGGGAAACAAUCAGGCGAGUGGACGCGCCAUUUAUCCCAAAACUCAAAUCGAUUACUGAUACAAGAUUUUUCCCUACCGACGAGCUUGAAAAUGUACCUGACAGCCCUGCGAUGACAAGGGCUCACAAGCAGCAACAGCAACAGCAACAAGACGGAAAGAAUAUCAAAGAGGAUUUACCAUUCAUUGGGUACACGUACUCGAGAUUUGAUUACCUUACGAGGAAAAAUGCAUUGUAA
Molecule: messenger RNA, 2259 nt
Organism: Candidozyma auris
Lineage: Eukaryota; Fungi; Ascomycota; Pichiomycetes; Serinales; Metschnikowiaceae
Gene: CBK1
Product: serine/threonine protein kinase CBK1
Exons: 1
Coding region: 1-2259 (752 amino acids)
Biological process (GO): peptidyl-serine phosphorylation; intracellular signal transduction
Molecular function (GO): ATP binding; protein serine/threonine kinase activity
Source: RefSeq, a predicted model, not a curated record